CGUCCUCUUUUGUGUCCAUUUGUGUCCGUCAUUCAUUCACUCAUUUACUUGCUAAAAAAGGUACAGAAACGGGAAUUGUUGGCAAAUUUGUUAAGAUAAAUACGUGUUAAAGAUUUGGUUCCCUUUUAUUUGGAAAUCUAUUCGUCUUAAGCUAUUUUCAAUCCUUAAUUGUGAAUUUGGAUGGAACUUAAGUGAAGUGUUUACAUUGUGAAAUUUCAAUAUAAUUUAAGUUACCGUGAGAUAUAUUGAGUCUGAGAAACAAUGGCUCACAGAUCAUAAUAUCUAAGCAUUAUUAUGGCAUCUGGAACAUCAUCGUUAGAAAGCAAUGGAAGUAAUGAGUCAAUAUCCAACAGCUAUGUGAACAAUGAACGGCACAAUCCCAGUCAGAUACAGAGCAUCCCGCAUCAAAUAGACUAUGAGGUGCUCACCGCCAACCAGUGCUAUGAGAAGCAGAACUACUCUGUCAAAGGCCACGGCCACAGUAUGAGCGGUACUUACGAACCGUUGCAAUAUGACGUCAUCAGCAAACAGACCAAUGAAAGCCUGAAGCAGCAAUGCGAGAAAGCGCUCCACGACUUAAAUCAAUUAAGGCGGCAGCAUACGGAGACUUCUAGAAGAUGUGAACAUGUUAUGAAGGAGUUGGAAUAUUUCCGCGGUCAGCACCGGGCAGCUAUGAACCAGUUGGAUGUGUCAGCUCAGGAGGCCAGCACUCUGCGCAGCAAGUAUGGUGACCUGCUAAAUGACAAUCAGCGUCUGGAGCGCGAGGUGCAGCACCUGCAGCAGGGCGGCGCCCCCGAGGGCAGCUCGGACGCGCUCGUACACACCCUCAGGAAAUAUGAAUCACUUAAAGAGGAAUUUGAUUGUUUCCAGAAAAGAUACGACGACCUGAUAGAGAGUCACAACACGACGCUGGAGAAGCUGCGCAGCGCGCAGGAGGAGAACUCCCGCCUCAAGACGCAGUGCCACGACCUCACGCAGGAGCGCAACGCCGUGGAGCGCGAUCAGAUGGUGGGUGAGUUGGCGGACGCCCGACGGCACGGGAACAAGAAGGGCGCGGAGGGCAAGGAGGGCAGAGAGGGAAAGGAGGGCAAAGCCCUCAGGGUCAAAGGACACGACGACAAGGUCCGUCUGUCGCAUAACAGGGACUCUGCAGUAGAUGCUGAUGUUCAGGACUUCGAGUGGGAGAUAAUCGAGGUGGAGCUGAGCGGGCUGGGCGCGGACGGCGAGCUGGGCUUCGAGCUGGCGGGCGGGCGCGAGCAGCCCUGCUACCCCAACGACACCAGCGUCUACGUCACCGCCGUCACCAAGGGCUCGCUCGCCGACGGCAAGAUCAGGGUGCUGGACCGCGUGGCGGAGGCGUGCGGCGCGUCAGCGUGGGCGCGCGGCGCGGCGUGCGCGGCGGCGCUACGUGGCGCGCUGGCGUGCGGCGCCGCGCUGCUCCGUCUGCAGCGGGCGCGCUACCUGCGCCGCCUCGUGCGCCUCGCCGGCGGCGUCGCGCUGCACCACGGUAUUUUCGUUAGCAAAAUAGCGUGCGGUAGUGCCGCGGCCAAGGAGGGCAAUAUUUACGUGGGCGAUCGAGUUGUGAGCAUAAACAACCGUUCGCUGGAGGGCGUGAAGAGCGUGUCGGAGGCGAUGGCGAUGCUGAACGACUGCCAGUACGACUCCGUGCUGCUGACGGUGCUGCUGCUGUCGUACGAGCACACGUAUGCAGAUAAAAUGGUGAACUUCUCGUCUCAAACAGACGAGCCUUGUUCACAGUUCCUGCCUCCACACGAUCCUAAGAGUAACUGCACGUGGGACAUGAUCCGCGGCAAGAUAGAGGCUGUCACCGGCAGGACCAAGUCCAAGGAGAAGCAGAACAAGGUUGUGUGGAGUCAUGAAAAUAUAACGAAGGUGUUCACAAUUGGUCUAAAACGUGUCCUAGCAAGGUUUAGGUGCUAA
This is a messenger RNA of Papilio polytes (common Mormon), 1941 nucleotides long. RefSeq names its product disks large homolog 5 (gene Dlg5). The record is from RefSeq and is a predicted model, not a curated record. The transcript has 16 exons. The coding region runs from base 295 to 1941 and encodes 548 amino acids. Gene Ontology annotation, molecular function: protein binding. Lineage: Eukaryota; Metazoa; Arthropoda; Insecta; Lepidoptera; Papilionidae.